Penicillium pulvis is the source of this 1476-nucleotide messenger RNA. RefSeq names its product ERG4/ERG24 ergosterol biosynthesis protein. The coding region runs from base 1 to 1476 and encodes 491 amino acids. NCBI's taxonomy places the organism in Eukaryota, Fungi, Ascomycota, Eurotiomycetes, Eurotiales, Aspergillaceae. The transcript has 2 exons. Gene Ontology annotation, biological process: ergosterol biosynthetic process. Gene Ontology annotation, cellular component: endoplasmic reticulum membrane. Gene Ontology annotation, molecular function: Delta24(24-1) sterol reductase activity. The record is from RefSeq and is a predicted model, not a curated record.
AUGGCUGCAACUACUGAGGGUAAACCCCGAAAGCGGCACCAAAAUGAGCAAGACUCCGUCACUGCUACAAAUGCUUCUGAAUCAAAGUCAAAUGAUUUCGCAUUGGAACAUCUUAUCGGAGGCUGGCAGCCAGGCAUGGACCCCAAGGUCGACUAUUCCGGUCAUUUCGAAUUCGGCGGCUCACUGGGUUGUCUUGGUCUGAUGAUCGGUUUCCCACUGUUGAUGUAUUAUAUGUGGAUCGGUACUACAUAUUACGAUGGAAAAUUCCCUCUCCCAGAAGCAGAUCAGUCAUUUGUGGAAUUUGUGAAGCAUCUUGGUCAUCUUGUCUACACCGGCGCCUUCCCUCACUUUCGUGCGUGGCGUAUCUACUGGACAUACAUCAUUUUCGAGGCUGCCUGUUAUGUCUUCAUGCCCGGCUUCACCUGCUACGGCAAGCCUCUUGCCCACCUCGGUGGGAAGCAAUUGAAGUACCACUGCUCUGCCUAUACCAGCUUCUACUUUACUAUCUUCGUCAUGGCUGUCUUGCACGGAACUGGCCUGUUUCCCAUCUAUACCUUCCUAGAUGAGUUUGGCCCGCUCAUGUCUGUCGCCAUUCUUACUGGGUACAUCAACAGUCUCAUCACCUAUAUUCAGGCCUUUGUUCGUGGAACGCAGCACCGCAUUACUGGCUACCCGAUUUACGAUUUCUUCAUGGGUGCUGAGCUCAAUCCUCGACUCUUCGGGAUCUUGGACUUCAAGAUGCUCUACGAGGUUCGCAUUCCGUGGUUCAUUCUUUUCGGCCUCAGCUGUGCGGCUGCUACCCGUCAGUACGAGAGAUACGGUUACGUCUCUGGUGAGGUCCUGUUCCUGGUUAUGGCCCACUAUUCCUACGCCAACGCGUGCUCCAAAGGAGAGCAUCUUAUCACCACCACUUGGGAUAUGUAUCAAGAAAAGCUCGGAUUCAUGUUGACUUUCUGGAAUCUCGCUGGUGUUCCCUUGUCAUACUGUCAUUGCACAUUGUAUCUCGCAAAUCACGAGCCGUCCACUUAUGCGUGGAGCAAACCCGCCUUGGCUGCAUUCUUCAUCUCCUACCUGUUCGUGUACUGGGUCUGGGAUACCGCCAAUGGUCAAAAGAACUCCUUCCGUAUGAUGGAGCGAGGAACUUGGGUGAAGCGUAAGACCUUCCCACAGCUCCCAUGGCAAGAGGUCCACAGCCCCAAGACUAUUGUGACCGAGAAGGGAGACACUAUCCUUGUGGAUGGGUGGUAUGGUCUGGCUCGCAAGGUUCACUACAGCUGUGAUAUGUUCUUCGCCAUCUCUUGGGCCCUGAUCACCGGCUUUAACAGCCCGUUCCCCUGGUUUUAUCCUGUCUUCUUCUGCAUCAUGAUUAUACACCGUACCAUCCGGGAUAUCAACAAGUGCAGACAUAAGUAUGGUGCUUCGUGGACGGAGUACGAGAAGCAGGUCCCUUAUCUUUUUAUCCCGUAUGUCAUUUGA